This is a messenger RNA of Theileria annulata, 861 nucleotides long. RefSeq lists its product as uncharacterized. Gene Ontology annotation, cellular component: nucleus. Bases 1 to 861 code for a protein of 286 amino acids. The transcript is spliced from 2 exons. The record is from RefSeq and is a predicted model, not a curated record. Lineage: Eukaryota; Apicomplexa; Aconoidasida; Piroplasmida; Theileriidae.
AUGUCAGAUUCGGAUUCUGAUGUUGACGCUAAGGUUAAGAGAAGAAAAACCGAAUCAUCUGAUGAUGAUGAUUCCUCAUACGGAGACGUUGAAGCUGAGUUUCUUUUCAAUGAUCCUUGCUCAGAUGAUUUAGAUGGAAUUUUUACAUUGAUACAGGGUAAAAUAAAAUCACUUGAUUGGAAUUUACCGAAAUCCGUAAAUAAGGAUUUAUACCUCUAUUUAUCGGAACUAGUAUCCAACCAACCAAAUAUCGGCACUUUAAUAAAGGUUGAAGACGAGGAAGACAGUUACGUGAUGGCAGUUUUAUCACUUUUGAAUAUAAAACAAUAUGAAGGGUUAGAUAGUUUGGUAGAAGCAGUUUUAAAGAAAGCUGAAUCUCAAUGUGACAAAAACGAUCUCAAAAGUCUCAGGGAUGUUCUAUUAGACGAAAAGAAUCAAGUUGGUUUAUUAAUAAAUGAAAGAAUGGGAAACGUUCCAUCACAAUUACUGGGAAAACUCCAAGAAUGUGUUAAGGAAGACAUUAAAUGGUCGAGAGAAAACUCAGAAGAUGAAGAUGAAAAGAAAUUCUAUAAUUUUACCCACAUCUUGGGAUUAAGUAGGCUAUAUUCACAAAGUCCUAGUGAUAAGUCAAAAUACGAUAAUUUAGUUUACCAAAAACCUGAGGAAAAAUAUUAUUAUGAUAAUUCAUUUGUUAGAUUCAUGUGGCCGACAGGAGAAUCAAAUACAGUAAAAUUUUAUGAAGAUGAUGAUAACAAAAAGCCCACUUCUAAGGUACUCCAAGAAUACAUGUUUGCCUAUUGCCUUAAAUUCGAUCGAUACAAUUUCGUGGUUAAAGAAAUAUCAAAAAACUUUAGAGAAUGA